Molecule: messenger RNA, 2104 nt
Organism: Radiomyces spectabilis
Lineage: Eukaryota; Fungi; Mucoromycota; Mucoromycetes; Mucorales; Radiomycetaceae
Exons: 12
Coding region: 11-2008 (665 amino acids)
Source: RefSeq, a predicted model, not a curated record
UCAAAGUGAUAUGAUAAACGUACCAGAAUUUUUCAAGCUCAGUAAGAUACAUAUAUUUAUCCACACUUUUCCCGGGACACUAUCUGUCACUUGCCGAGUUCAAACAUUGCUCGAACGCUCCUUCAUGUCAAAUCGUAGUUUCUAUCAGCCAACAAUGAAAGGCGGUGAAAAACGCGGCGGAUCUUACUAUAAGCAGAAAUACGGUGGUGGUAAUCGUCGAUCGUGGUCGACCACCACUGAUCGGCAGCCGGAAUCCGUAAACUUACAAGAUGAUAACAUGCUGCGACGCUUGCUUAUUUCUUUGAACUGGAAGCCAUAUCAAGCAUACAAAAGCUUGACACGCUACGUAUUUUCGUUUCCAUUAUACUCGCUUAAAUUUGCGCACGUUCAGAGCGAUCCUCAUGCGCCACCAAGUAUUAUCCGUGUCUGUAUACCUGCUUCCGUAGCACAACUGCAACCACAUUGGUAUUCCAGCCAGACGAGGAAAAUCGCGUUGGCCGAUUAUCUGAUCCGUCACUUGAUUCACGAGAUGAAUGAUACGUCAGUGGAUUUGUCAAAGGCCGACCGGUUCUCGAUAUCCAGUGUCUCUCAAAAAGUGUUGGAGCGAAGUUCGAUGAUGGUACAUGAAGGAGCCUUAGAAGUACGUUUAAGGGUACCCUUACCCGCUCAAGGCCGAUCCAUUAUGGCGCACAAGUGCAUUGAGAUGCUUUUAAAAGACCUACCACAAUUAGUAGAGCGGUUUUUGCAAGCUUCAGUGCGAACUGAUCAGCGACACCUCGAGGAAUUUAUCCAAUGCAUUGAAGAUCAACAAUGGCUGAGGGCUCAAUUAUGGGACCAUGACCUGGUAGCUUUCGUUCCUAACGGUGCCGUAUUACCUCGAGUUUCCGGCGUUUCCGAACUUCCUUUGACAAGCAAUUCUGUGCCAUUCAAAGCACCCACAUCCAUGGAAGUGUCGUUUAGUUGCCCUUCAGGGAAGACGAUCGUUGGUAUGGGCAUUAAGCGCGGUGUUACCAUGAUUGCCGGAGGUGGCUACCAUGGAAAAUCGACGCUACUGCAAGCUUUACAACAAGGCAUCUAUGAUCAUAUUCCUGGUGAUGGUCGUGAAUACGUCGUGGCCGAUCCUACCCUUGUGAAAAUCAGAACAGAAGAUGGUCGAAGUGUAGAAGGUACCGACAUUAGCCCAUACAUCAAUAAUUUACCGUUCAAUGCCAGCACCAAGAAAUUCUGUACGACGCAUGCCAGUGGCAGCACGUCGAUGGCUGCAAGUAUUCAAGAGAUGUUGGAGAUGCAAGUCACUGCGUUUGCUUUUGAUGAGGACACUAGCGCCACGAAUUUCUUGAUUCGUGACAGACGUAUGCAGUUGAUCGUGGCCAAAGACCGAGAACCUAUUACUCCACUUAUUUACAAGAUCCGGACGUUAUUCAGAGAAAAAGGAGUCUCCAGUAUCCUCGUCAUUGGCGGUUGCGGUGAUUACGUCGAUGUCGCUGAUACCAUCAUUGAAAUGUACAACUAUAAACCCAGAGAUAUUACAGAUUUCGCCAAGCAGAUAGCACAACAGUAUCCUUCCAAUCUGUCGGAGGAAGGAGGCUCAUCUUAUGGAACCGUCAGCCAUCGAUGCCUUGAACUUCCGGAUUACUUGUCACGACGAAUUCGUGUGAGAAACAACUACAUUAUAGGCUUUGAGAAAGCCUAUGAUUUAUGUUUGCAAGAUUUGGAACAACUUGCAGAGCAAGGCCAAGUACUACUUAUAGCGGAUAUCCUAGCAUGGUUGUAUCAUCAAGAAAAGAUCCAACCGUUAAAGGUGCGCGACAUGGUCACCCAAGUGGAAAAUAUCAUGGAUAAAGCUUACAGCAAGGAUAAUAACGAUCACCUCUUGUCAUCCAUGGAUGAAUUCGUUUCCUCAACCUUUUAUGUUCACGGCGAUUACACAAGACCAACCGCAUAUCAAAUUGCCCAAGUCAUUAACAGACUCCGCGAAAGCAAACUUCUGGAAACAGCCAUUCUCUGAACGGUAUUAUAUCUAUCGUCUCUUUUCUUUUGACGAUCACCAGACGAUUUUACAUUGGAAAAAAAUAAAAUUCAAACACAGAUACAAGUUCUCGAG